Tetrahymena thermophila SB210 is the source of this 1524-nucleotide messenger RNA. RefSeq names its product tetratricopeptide repeat protein. The transcript has 9 exons. Gene Ontology annotation, molecular function: protein binding. Lineage: Eukaryota; Ciliophora; Oligohymenophorea; Hymenostomatida; Tetrahymenidae. The record is from RefSeq and is a predicted model, not a curated record.
AUGUUUUUAAGGGGUUCAAUAAAUUUGCUCAAAAAUUUGUCUAAAAGUUAAAUAAAUAUUAGAAAUAACUAAUAGCUUCUCAGUUAAUUCAUUAAAUUUAAUUUCUGCGUUAAUGAUAAGCAAUCUCAUUAACAUCAGCAUUAGCAUGUGCAUGUUCAUACUAAAGAUUGCAAUCAUGAUCAUGACCACGACCACGAUCAUCAUCAUGGUCAUAAUCAUAUUCAUGAACACGAACAUGGUAAGGAGCAUGAAACCUCUGAUUUCAACAAACAGUAGGAGAUAAAUCCUUAAGAUUAACAAAUUAUGUAAACAACUGAAGAAUAUACAAAAGCCCUUCAAUUUUACAGUCAAGGAAAAUAUAGAAUUUCUCAUGAAUUUUUCAGAAGAACAAUUGAAUCAAUUAAGAAGUCAGGAUAAUAGGGUUCUUCUGAUCAUAUCUGUGUACUUAAAAAGAUGGUUAGCAAUUAAAUCUAGUUGAGAAGAUAUCAAGAAGCUGAAAAUACAAUCGAAGAAAUAAUUGAGAUUCUUUAAAAGAAAUCUACUACAGACUCUUUGAUUUAUAAGGAAUACAAUAACUUAUUUUUGCACUGCUUAAAAUAUAACUUAAAUAAGGCUAUUAUUUUGGGUAAGGCAUUAUUAAGUGAAAAAGAAAAGAAGAAUAUCCCUGCUGCUUAUCAAAAGAUUUUUACCUUCAACUUGGGAACAGCAUAUUUGUUGAGAGGUAAUUUUAUUGAUGCUAAAUAACGUCUUAGAGAAUGCAUUAUGUAAGAUCCUAACCCUCUCUUGAGAGGAUAUGCCUUAAACAACUUAGCAGUCGCAUGCUGGUGGCACAAGCACCCUAAUCUAAGAGAUCUUAUUGACUUUGAUGAAAUUGAAGACUCUCACUCUGUCCAUUCAAAAAAAGAAUAACCUAUCUACUCCUUUUAACAAAUUGAUGCUGACUUUGAUAAUGUCAUACCAUUAUUUAAGAAGGCUAUUUGGUAUAUUGAAAAUGUAGACUAAGUAAAAGAACUCCAAUAAAGAAUCUAAUACAAGCAAUUAUUAGAAUCAGAAAAAAUAAUCCCAUCUGAUUUAAAGAAAUUUGAUCCUAACACAAGUAUGAUUUUGACUAAGUAAGAAUGUGGUAUCCCCUUGUUAAAUAUCUAAGAAUUUAUUUUCCACACAAGUCCUCAAAAACGAUUUGAAGCUACUUUUUGGUUCAAAUAUGCCUUGAGAUUCUUUGAAACUGUUGAUCCUAACAACAUUGAGAGAUGUUUAAUCACAUUAGGUGUUUUCUGCACAAACUAUAAUGAUGUUGAAAAAGCAGAAGGUUUAUUUAAGUAAGCUUUAGAAAUGAUUGGAGAAAAUGAUAACUAUAAUAAAAUACUCUGUCUCUAGAUGUAUGGAAGUUUACUCCAAAGAAUUCCAAACAGAGAAACAGAGGGAGAUUAAUUAAUGGCCUAAGCUCAUAAAAUAGCAGAAGUUUUACCAUUCUGGUUUAGAAAAUUAAAUUAUGUCAUUAUCCCUAAACUAGAUUUAUCUUGA